AUGUCAGAAUAUACAGCUAGUGCAACAUUUAAUAAUGACCAAGGUUCUUUGAGUGGAUUGCCGUUGGAUAUAACCAGUAUCCACUUCUCAAAUCAAAUACUAUUGCAAAUCAGAUUAAAUGGGGAGAUGGAUUCCACUUAUGAAGUUACAAAGAGGGGGCUGAAUGCCCUGGAUCAAGGGAUAAGUCGACCAAUUGCUGGGUUCAAUUCUGUACCAUCGGAAGAACAGAAUGAUGAUGAUGAAUUUUCAUACAAUGCAGAUGUUGUAAGGGAUAAUCUAGCAGAUUUUCAGGUGGUUACUAAACUUGGAGAUACCACAGACCACAAGAUGCCAGUAAUAUGUACACAGAUGGGUGAAUUAUAUCAGUCUGUAAUAAUACCAAUGUUAAGAACAAGUGGUAAGAGUAAUGAAUUGACAUGCGAUGGAUCAAGUUUAAUUAUUACUAUAAGUAGUAAAAUAUUUCGCCAACCCAAAGGUGAAGAUCAAGACCCCGAUAAUGAACUUGAUUUUGCCAAAUUAGUCUUUGUACUUAAGACAAUUAAAGAAAUGUAUAGUAUUUAA
Messenger RNA from Maudiozyma saulgeensis, 561 nucleotides. The record is from the annotation of a GenBank genome assembly. Lineage: Eukaryota; Fungi; Ascomycota; Saccharomycetes; Saccharomycetales; Saccharomycetaceae.